AAACAAGGGGGCCAAAUAAGUAAAUACACAAAAUCCCACGCCAAUGAACACCUGCGAAGUGGAGGGAGAGGCGGAGACGCUGGUGAAGCGCUUCUCCGCCAGCUGCGAGCAGUUGGAUCUGGAUACGCGGAUCCAGCAGAGCGCCCUGGCCACUUUCCGGCGCUUCGAUGCCGACGGCGGGCUGUCCACCGGCGAGGGAGAUGUCCAGGAGUGGCUGUGCUGCGCCGUCUACGGCGAACUGCAGCGGAUGAAGAUGCGGGACAUCCGGGAGGAGUCGUCGCAGAAUGCCACCUCCAACGAGGCCACCAACGAAUUGCUGGCCAAGAACAGCUGCUGGAACCUCUCGCUGACCCGCCUGCUGCGCAGCUUCAAGGUGAACGUAUCCCAGUUCCUGCGCCGCAUGGAGCACUGGAACUGGCUGGCCCAGAACGAGAACACCUUCCAGCUGGAGGUGGAGGAGCUGCGCCGCCGGCUGGGCAUCACAUUGACCCUGCUGCGGCACUACAAGCACAUCUUCCAGAGCUUGUUCAUCCAGCCGAGUGAGGGUGGUGACUCCGAUGACCUGGCCCACUACCAAUCGCUCUACGAGUUCGGCUGGCUCCUGUUCCUGGUCAUCCGCAAUGAGUUGCCCGGGUUUGCAACCUCUAGCCUGGUCCAUGGCUGCCAAGUGCUGGUCUGCAGCAUGGAUCUGCUCUUUGUGAACGCCCUGGAGGUGUCCCAAUCCGAGGUGAUCCGUAGAGAGUUCCCGGGAGUACCUGAAAAGUGGGCAGAAGAGGAUUUCAAUGAUGCCUCCCUACACAAAUACAGUGCCCUUGAGGCUUUAGGCGCCCUGAUCCCCGAACUCCCGAUGAAAGGAGUGCUGCAGAUGAAGAACGCCUUCUUCCACAAGGCCCUCAUGCUGCUGUUCUUGGACCAAAGUCUAGUCGGAGACGACACCAACAUGCGGGAGAUCAUCAAGGAGGGAAUGCUGGACAUAAACAUGGCCAACCUGAAUCGCAAGUACACCAAUCACAUAGCCGACAUCAGUGAGAUGGACGAGCGGGUGCUGCUCUGCUGUCCGCUGGCCAAAGAUCGCAAAAAGGAGUCGCAUCCCAGCCCACUGCCCGCCUUGUGCUCCUCUUCCCCUUCACACAGGAAACUUCUGGCCCAAGAUCUUCCCCAAAGCCUCGCUGCCUGCAUAGUAAAAGGCCUGCAGAAGGAGGAAAAUGGGGAGAAGGCUAUUAAACAUGUAAAUGAAACCUUGCAAAAGAUGGAGAAGACUUUCACCAGUGCGAGUGCCGCUAAAAACUUGGAUGCCAAGGCGGCCGCUAAGCGUUUCCAUCUGGCCAGGGGUCUCUACUACAAAUUUCUGCUCAAGUUUCUUUCCUCGGAGAUGGUUAAGAAACCCCAGCUUAAAAUUGGUCAGUUACUGAAGCAGCGUACGCUAACCCAAAGCCUUUUGGCCUGCUGCUUGGAAGUCUCUCUCCACGUUCACGACGAGCAAGUGGAUAACUUAAGGUUUCCCUUUGUGCUGGACUGCUACUCGCUGGACGCCUACGACUUUCAGAAGAUCCUGGAGCUGAUGGUGCGCCACGAUAAUGGUUUUUUGGGUAGAGAGCUUAUCAAACACCUUCAUCUCGUGGAGGACAAGUGCCUGGAGUCGCUGAUUUUCCGCAAGACCUCGCAGUUGUGGUGGAACCUGAAGCAGAGGAUGCCCGCCUACCAGGAUGUGCAGAUGUCGGAGGCGGAGGGCAAGGAGAACUCCUCGACGGGAGCGGGCAUCUGCCUGCGAAAGUUCUACGGUUUGGCCAACAGGAGAUUGCUACUCCUGUGCCAAAGCCUCUGCCUGGUGGAUGCCUUCCCGAACAUCUGGCACUUAGCAGAGCACUCCUUCACCCUGGAUGGUGGCCGAAUGUUGCGUAAUCGUCAUUUAGAUCAGUUGCUCCUGUGUGCCAUCCAUCUGCAUGUGCGGCUGGAGAAGCUACGCCUCACCUUUAGCCUGAUUAUCCAGCACUAUCGCCGGCAGCCCUUCUUCCAGAGAAACGUCUACCGAGAGGUCGAUCUGGGCAAUGGCCAGUCGGCGGAUAUCAUCCGUUUCUACAACAGCGUGUAUGUGAAGAGCAUGGGCAACUACGGGCGUCAUCUGGACUGCGAGCAAUCGCGGAAGUCACAAAAACCACUGGGUAUUUUAAAGGAAACGCCACUUAGCGAGCGCUCCUUGGGAUCAAAUAUAAUUAUAUCCGCGACACCCCCGCCAAAGGUGUGCAAAAAUGGCUCCUGCUCCAGUCUUCCGCCGCCCCAAGCAUCCCCCCCGCCCACGCAAAUCUCGCCCAGCAUGAAGCGCGCCGCUUCGAGCAGCGAACUGAGAGAGGUCAAGCGUCCCAACAUCCUGCGCCGCACCAGCUUUCAGUGA
Molecule: messenger RNA, 2392 nt
Organism: Drosophila takahashii
Lineage: Eukaryota; Metazoa; Arthropoda; Insecta; Diptera; Drosophilidae
Gene: Rbf2
Product: Retinoblastoma-family protein 2
Biological process (GO): regulation of transcription by RNA polymerase II; cell differentiation; negative regulation of G1/S transition of mitotic cell cycle
Cellular component (GO): chromatin; nucleus; transcription regulator complex
Molecular function (GO): RNA polymerase II transcription regulatory region sequence-specific DNA binding
Source: RefSeq, a predicted model, not a curated record